Molecule: messenger RNA, 867 nt
Organism: Ambispora leptoticha
Lineage: Eukaryota; Fungi; Glomeromycota; Glomeromycetes; Archaeosporales; Ambisporaceae
Source: the annotation of a GenBank genome assembly
GGUAACGACCAGGUGCGAUUUGAACUGGCAUACUAUGCGUUAAAACCUGAUAUCGAAGUGAUCGCUCCAUGGAGAAUUCCUGAAUUUUAUGAACGCUUUCCUGGUCGUCAAGCUCUUUUAGCCUAUGCUGCUGAAAAAAAUAUCCCUGUUGUUCAAACAGUUAAAAAACCAUGGUCAACCGAUGAAAACAUGUUUCAUAUUUCGUAUGAGGCAGGAAUAUUAGAGGAUCCUUACUGCACUCCUCCAAAAGAUAUGUGGAAAUUAACCGUAGAUCCUGAAGACGCUCCAAACACUCCUGAGCGCAUUAGUGUUUCCUUUGAAAAAGGAAUACCCGUGAAAGUUGUUAACCAUGGUGAUGGAACUACAAUUACUGAUCCUUUACAGUUAUUUCUUUAUUUGAACACCGUCGCCCGUCGAAAUGGAAUAGGGAGAAUUGACAUAGUUGAAAAUCGUUUCAUUGGAAUCAAAAGCCGGGGCUGUUAUGAAACUCCUGGUGGAACUCUUUUGCGAGCUGCUCACAUCGAUUUGGAAGGUUUAGUACUCGACCGACAAGUUCGGUCUUUGAGAGAUCAAUUUAUUACUCCUCAGUUCUCGCAAUUAUUGUAUAAUGGUCAAUAUUAUUCGCCAGAGUGCGAAUUUUUGUCCGCUUCCCUCCUCGAAAGCCAGAAAACCGUUACUGGCGAAGUCAAGUUAAAACUUUAUAAGGGAAAUGUGAUUAUUGAAGGCCGAAAAUCCGAUACUGUAAAAUUGUAUGAUAUGGAAGAAAGUUCAAUGGACGUCCAAGGUGGAUUUAGUCCCGUUGAUUCAGAUGGAUUUAUUAAAAUCCUUGGAAUUAGACUGAAAAAAUGGAAGAAGAGUGCUCUCUAA